Messenger RNA from Spirodela intermedia, 4277 nucleotides. The record is from the annotation of a GenBank genome assembly. NCBI's taxonomy places the organism in Eukaryota, Viridiplantae, Streptophyta, Magnoliopsida, Alismatales, Araceae.
AUGGCGGCCCUGUCGAUCCCGCCGUCUGCCUCCACUGGUUCCCCGCACUCUUGGCCUCUUUCGGAGCCGGACAACCCUAACAAGAACCCUAGGGCCCAGGAAUCCCCGUUCCUCCCCGUCCCGCUCCCAGAUGAUGUCCCUCAGGAGCAGACGACCUCCUUGUCGCCGCCAGGGCCUGUCUGGGACGAGCGCGACGGUGACGGUGUAGAAGGCGGGCAGUUGCAGCAGGGUCCUUUCCAGAAUCCGGAUGCCGACGGCGGGAAUCCGAUCGUGCAGGAGCAGCAGCAGCCGCCGGCCCCUUCGUCGCUUGCGGCUUCGCCGCCGGCUCCCCCCUCGCUUCUACAUCUUUCGUUCAACCAGGACCAUGGGUGCUUUGCCGGGGGCACAGAUCAGGGAUUCCGCAUCUACAACUGCGACCCAUUUCGGGAGAUCUUCAGGAGGGAUUUUGAUGGGGGUGGGAUCGGUGUGGUGGAGAUGUUGUUCCGGUGCAAUAUUCUCGCGCUGGUUGGUGGCGGGCUGCGCCCUAAUUAUCCACCCAAUAAGGUGAUGAUCUGGGACGACCACCAAAGCCGCUGCAUCGGGGAACUAUCUUUCCGCUCGGAUGUCCGAGCGGUCCGCUUACGGCGCGACCGCAUCAUUGUUGUCCUCGACCAUAAGAUUUUUGUGUACAAUUUUGCGGAUCUCAAACUUGUGCAUCAGAUCGAGACGGUACCGAAUCCUAAAGGGCUGUGCGCAGUAUCCCAGCAGCAGGGAUCGCUUGUCCUGGUUUGUCCCGGGGGUCAGAAGGGCCAAGUCAGAGUAGAACACUACGGUGCGAGGCGGACUAAGUUCAUCAUGGCUCAUGAUUCAAGGAUUGCCUGCUUUGCAUUGUCUCAGGAUGGGCGGUUCAUUGCCACUGCCAGCUCCAAGGGCACACUUGUUCGGAUAUUCAGCACGGUUGAUGGGUCCCUCCUUCAAGAGGUUUGUUUUGAAUUUGGUUCUUUGUCCAGAGACAACACUAUUUCAUGUUUGUUUUAAUUGUUUAAUUUCCAAAGCUGUCUUUUAUGUUUUUGUGAAUCGAGGCAUAUCUUCUUCAUGCCGUCCAGUGACUCGUAUCCCUGCUUCUUGUUUUACUUUAUCUGGGACGUGAUAUAUUUCAUAUUUAUUUGACAGGCACAUAAUCUGUUGUGUGAACAUGCUUAGAUACGAUGGAGAAGUAAUGUAAUGCUGCGCAGGUUUUUACGCGAGAGUAUCAUUAAUUUUGCACAGUUUUCGGAGAGGAUAUGGAGGUGCCUUUCUGGCCAGCCCAAAGUAUAGUUGAAGUCCCUGUAUAGGCAAGCUGCCUUUUUUCAGCAUCCAUUCUCCUUUCCCCAGUCCCUUCCACUCUCCUUGUCACUGCUGCAGAUAGUGGUCUCAUCAUUUUCAAGGUCACCUGCUGCCCACCCCAUGUGAUGCCUGUGAGUCUCUGAAGUUCUUGUGUAAGGCCUCUGGUUGUUGCCACUUUCAGCCUUGUUCUAUACCUGUUUCAUGUCGUUGUUUGAGAGCCUUUGACUGCAGCCUCCUCUUCACAGCGAUCAGUAUCCUCUUCUCUACAGCGCGCCCAAUCCCUUUCCUGAUCUUCCCCCACCCCCCGAAAAUAAAAAGGAACCCUUCUGCCAAAAGGAAGGAAAGAUACGUAUUCUUCUCCACAAUGAUAUUCCUACCUCCUUUUUAUUUUCUCCAGAUCUUCCUCUCCUCACAUUCUUCCUCAUCAUUAGAUGUCACACUGUAAGAUUCAUCAGGUUGUUGUACUCUGUAUCCUAAUAGUCUUUUUAUCCCUAGCAGUUCUGGCUAGCCUUUGAAAGCAAUUUUUUUUCUUACAUCCUGAAAUUAUAUGAUUAAUAUUAUUGUGCAUAUUACGCAGUUUUCUCAAGUCAAAUUGGUUUUUGUACUUGUUUCAUAUUCCUCUCUGAAAUUCUGUCGUACAGAAAAAACUUCACCUUUGGUCGUGUCUCAGUCUUGUUUCAAAUAUCUAGUAAUUUAUGUAAAAGGUGGCAGUUUCACUUCUGAAUCUCUUCAACUUUGUCAUCUUUACCCAAAUGGUUGGAGAGUAGGCUUCUUGUAUGUGCCUUGCUAGAUGUUAUUAGUGGGGCAUGUUUGAACAGCAGUGGGUAUACUAGAUGAGCUCUGUUCUGGUGUACGUUGGACGCAUGCUUCUGAUAUCCUCAACUUCAUUCUUUUUCAUGGAUUCGAUUCUUAGUCAACUGCUUUUUUUGUUAGGAUUUUGAGAAGACUUCGAUCUGAUGUAUUUGUGGGUUUAGAAUGGUCUUUAGUUUUGGCAUGCCAUCUGUUGCUGUAGACAUGCUAUCUGAUCAUGAAAGUCCUAUCUAAAUUUCGUGCCAUUUUAAUGAUGCAUUUCUCCUUGCAAUCAAAUAUGAAUCAUGAUGAAUAAACCUAUUUUUGUUCUUUGUUUAUACAUAUGCAUUGGCCUCUUUGACACUUCGGUGCAUGUUAUCUCUGUUCUUCAUUUUUCAUCACUAAAAGUAAUAGUAUUUUUCAUUUAAUUGAACCGUUAAUGUCUUUUUAAAAUAAACGAAUACCUUCAAAAUGUGAAUGAGCACUUGCCAUCUCUUUUGUCGUUUAACUUUUGGACAAUUUCUUUAUUUUUUUCCUCGUGAUUUAUGCUGUUGCAAAAAUUCUUUACAUAAUAAUGGUAUAGUUUAGAUGAUUCACAAUUGGUUUGCAUUUGAUUGUCAUAUAUCAUUGAUAAACUGCCUGUUUUAGUUAUACUUGUCCAUGAUAUUUAAAAUGCUGACGCAGCCUUGUUUUAUGCAUAGUUGUACGAGAAACCUCUUCUUGAAAUGUGCGCCAUUAUUGCUAUGUUUCUUGUUCUCGGGCAUAUUGAUGUUUUUUGUAUUUUAACAGAUAGUUUCAUGCUGAUUUUUGUUGUAGGUAAGAAGAGGUGCUGACAGGGCAGAGAUAUACAGCCUUGCUUUCUCAGCAAACAAUCAAUGGUUGGCAGUUUCAAGUGACAAAGGAACCAUACAUGUUUUCAAUCUCAAGAUCGAUCAAGGAUCUGUGGCAUCAGACAAAAUUCCUGCUUCUCCUGAUCCCAAUGCGGCUACUCCCACCGUUACAUCUUCCCUCUCUUUCAUAAAGGGUAACCUUCUAAAUUUUCAAAGAUUACAGUGGUCGUCAAAAUUACUUGUCUCCAUCAAUUCCUUGAAAUUGAAUAAUAUGCAAGUUAAUGCACAUUUAGCGUCUAUUCUUUUUUGCUUUGUAUUCACCUGCACAUUUUCCUAUCGUUGUGUAGUCUCUGUAUUUGUAUUCUUUUCAUAUAUAUUUUGGCAAGACAUUCGUUCUGAAAGCCACUGAACUUCAUGGGUCAAAUGCAAGCGAAUUUUAACUGUUUGAUUCACAAAAAACGUGGGCUAUUUUCUUCAUAUCACUUAAUUGAUUAUCAGAAUCAACAUAAUAUCUUACAUAUGCAUUGACUUCUCUCGUGCAAAAACACAUUUACCAUACAUAUUUAAAAGUGUUUUGUUCCCAAAUGAGUGUCGUGCGAUUGCUCCCUGGAGGGUUCUUUGGAGAAGAGAAAACACUUAGCUAAUUGAAUUGAAGCUAAUAGACAAUAAUCAUUCUGAACGGUAGCAAAAAUCCUCCUUAUCUGGAAGAAACAGGAGGAGCAAAACAUUUCGAUUCUGUGGUUCCGUUGUGAACCAAGAAAAAUCAUUCUAGCAUGGCAUUACUGAUGUCGAUCCCCUUGUGCAGGAGUUCUGCCGAAGUAUUUCAAUUCAGAAUGGUCAGUUGCCCAGUUCCGUCUACACGAGGGAUCUCAAUACGUGGUUGCUUUUGGCCACCAAAAGAACACCCUUGUGAUCCUUGGCAUGGAUGGCAGGUGAGUGAACAAUCUUUACGUCUAGACUCUGCCGUUGACUCUCAAUUUUUGUGCAUUUGAAUCGACGGUUGUCACUGCAUCUUAUGCCAUCCCCGAUUCACCAAACACUGACAAAAACAAAUCAAAGAGAAUGAAUUUUCAUCUAAGAGGAUCACAAUUGUAGAACUGCUCAUCUGACCAUCCAAUUUAGGAGUAAUUUGUCGUGGAUUUCUACAUUGGGCUUGUCUGCGUUGACCUUGACUGCAAGCUGUGGGCGUCAGGCAGCUCUGUGACUUGCUCAAUCACUUUAAAUUCUCGCAUGAGGUAACUGGUUCAUAACUGGAGUUGCAGCUUCUACCGGUGUGAAUUCGAUCCUGCCACGGGCGGGGAGAUGGUGCAGCUGGAAUGCCACAACUUCCUGAAGACAGAGGAAACCUUCUAG